AUGGAAGCGCCUACCAAACCAACGACAUCGUCACUCUUCGAAGUGUACCUCCGACUACGGCCAUCGUUCGCACCGAAUGCAGAGAGAUUCCUCGACGUCGACGCUGCCGGCGACAAAGCAGCACCCACGCACAUCACAAUCCACCCGCCAGCACUGGAUCAGCGCAGAAAGGCAGUCGAGACAUUCAAGUUCACACGAGUGUUUGGAGAGGAUGCUACACAAUUGGACCUGUUCCACGGCACUGGACUGGACUCGAUGAUGCAGGGCGUGCUGGGCGCCGAGGGCAGAGAAGGCCGUGACGGUCUCUUUGCUACCCUCGGUGUCACUGGCUCUGGCAAGAGUCAUACCAUCCUUGGAUCCCGCUCACAGCGCGGCCUGACACAACUCGCUCUCGACGUGCUCUACCAGAACCUCGGUGAUCAGCUCACCUCGACAAGACGCGAUCGACUCGCUCUCCAAUCGCUCUUCGCAUCCGACGUGUCCGAAGCUCACAUGUCGGCUGCCAACCAAUACCUCGAAUCCAUCUACGGUGAUGGCUUAGACACGCGCGCUCACUCACGAGCACAAUCAAGAGCUGCAACUCCCCUCAUGGUACGACCCGCCUCUCCUACAAAAUCCCCUGCAACGUCUCCUACAAAGUCUCCUUCAAAGCCGGGCCUUUACCCACAUCUCAACCCCCAACAAUCAUGUACCAUCACCCCUUCGUGUAUUGCGUGCUCCCACAAGGGAAACCACCGCCAUUCGUGUGCCAAAGCGCCGCAACAUCCAUCCAUCUUCAGCUUCCUCCAGCGCCCUUUGACAACACAUCAAGCUAAGACGCAGCCGCCAAAGGACGUUUCCUUCGCAUCCAACUCCCGUCCAUCGUCCGCCAUGGCUCCCAGACGCCACAUGCCCAGAGUCUCGACCAUGCCUCAGUUUCCCAUCGUCCAAGGUACCGACCUCGACGUCGACCAGACCGCCGAAUUCGCUAUUGUAGUCAGCAUGUACGAAGUUUACAACGACCGCAUCUUCGACUUGCUCGCCGGAUCAGCAGCAUACCAACCUUCCAAGACAGCAACAGCUAAACGCAGACAUCUCCUGUACAAGAGCACCGAGCACAGUCCUGAUCGUAAGGUCGUCGCUGGUCUGAGGAAGGUUGUUUGUGAAAACCUUGACGAAGCUCUUCUCGUGCUAGAAACAGGUUUGACUGAACGCAGAGUCGCUGGAACAGGGAGCAACGCUGUCAGCAGUAGAAGUCAUGGCUUCUUCUGCGUAGAGGUCAAGAAGAGACUUGCAGGCGCUGCCACCUCAAACUGGUCGAGUAGUGCUUUGACCAUUGUUGAUCUUGCUGGCUCCGAACGUGCUCGUGCUGCAAAGACGGCUGGCUCAACUCUUGCUGAAGCUGGCAAGAUCAACGAAUCCCUCAUGUAUCUCGGCCAAUGCAUGCAGAUGCAAAGCGACAAUGCCGACCCUACCAAAUCCUCCAACAUCGUCCCUUUCCGUCAAUGCAAGCUCACCGAACUGCUCUUCUCGAACUCCUUCCCCUCCUCCUCCUCGUCAGCUCACCAGACUCGAUCGUCCAAGCCGCCGCAAAAGGGUAUCAUGAUUGUCACUGCCGACCCUCUUGGUGACUACAACGCUACAAGUCAGAUCCUCCGCUACUCGGCUUUGGCAAGGGAAGUCACCGUCCCUCGUAUUCCCAGCUACACCAGCACCAUGGUUCCGCUCGCUCGCCCUGGCACCUCUGCGUCUGGUCGUCUCACACCAUCAAAUCCUGCCGCCAACGACGCAGCUCUUGAAUCCGCACUCUCCGAGCUCACUCUCCUCCGCCAAGACCUCGAACUCACACAGAUCCGACUCGAAGAAGAAAUCCAAAGACGCAGAGAAGCAGAGUCAUCAUGGCUAACCGCCGAAACACGCCUCGAAAACCUCGAACUCGAACUCCGCGACGAAAUCUGGGAGGAAUUCGAACAGCAGCUGGAGUCAGAACGUCGUCGUUACCAUGCUGCUAGAGAAGCGGAACAAGAUCACGUAGAAUCACAUCUUGACAAGAAACUCGAAAUUCUCACGCGAGGUCUUGGAGAUGUGCAGGUUUGUGAGGAUGAGGAGGUAGAAGGUGGGGACAAGAUUGCAGAAUUGCAAGAUGAGAAUGCCAGACUCAGAGACAGACUUGCUGCUUUUGAACGCGAAAAGGAGAAUACAAGUCCUGUGAGAAAGAUGAGGGUUUUGAAGCCGAGGAAAUGGGAAGGUAAAGAGGAAUUCGGCGUUGGACUUUUUGGUGGUAGUCCUUGA
Molecule: messenger RNA, 2271 nt
Organism: Aureobasidium subglaciale EXF-2481
Lineage: Eukaryota; Fungi; Ascomycota; Dothideomycetes; Dothideales; Saccotheciaceae
Exons: 3
Coding region: 1-2271 (756 amino acids)
Biological process (GO): microtubule-based movement
Cellular component (GO): microtubule; nucleus; kinesin complex
Molecular function (GO): microtubule binding; microtubule motor activity; ATP hydrolysis activity
Source: RefSeq, a predicted model, not a curated record